Molecule: messenger RNA, 2458 nt
Organism: Suricata suricatta (meerkat)
Lineage: Eukaryota; Metazoa; Chordata; Mammalia; Carnivora; Herpestidae
Gene: HHIPL2
Product: HHIP like 2
Exons: 9
Coding region: 1-2217 (738 amino acids)
Source: RefSeq, a predicted model, not a curated record
AUGCUGAAGAAAUCCAGUCCCCGGGCCCCCAAGCUCUCUACCUCUUCUGGCAUUUUCCACCUCGGCCUCGCAUUCUUGUUAGGACGGGUGCGUUUGCUGCAGGGACACCCCCAAUGCCUGGACUACGGGCCCCCCUUCCAGCCCCCGCUGCACCUCGACUUUUGCUCAGACUACGAGUCCUUCGGCUGCUGUGACCAGCACAAGGACCGCCGCCUCGCUGCCCGGUACAGGGACAUCAUGGACUACCUUGACCUCAGGGGCCACGCGCAGUGCGGCGGCUACAUUAAGGACAUCCUCUGCCAGGAGUGCUCACCCUACGCAGCCCAUCUCUACGAUGCGGAGAACCCGCAGACGCCCCUCCGGAACCUUCCAGGCCUCUGUGCUGACUACUGCUCUGCCUUCCAUUCCAACUGCCAUUCUGCCAUCUCCCUCCUGACCAAUGACCGCCGCCUCCGGGAGACGCAUGAUAAGGAUGGCGCCCAUUUCUGCCACCUCCUCAACCUUCCAGACAAGGACUACUGCUUCCCUAAUGUCCUGAGGAAUGACCAUCUCAACCGCAACCUGGGGGUGGUGGCCCAGGACCACCGGGGCUGCCUGCAGCUCUGCCUGGCCGAGGUGGCCAAUGGGUUGAGGAACCCCGUCUCCAUGGUCCAUGCUGGCGACGGCACCCAUCGCUUCUUUGUGGCAGAGCAGGUGGGGGUGGUAUGGGUCUAUCUGCCUGACGGGAGUCACUUGGAACAACCGUUUUUGGACCUCAAGAAUCUCGUACUGACUACUCCGUGGGUAGGGGAUGAGAGAGGCUUCUUGGGACUGGCGUUUCAUCCCAGAUUCCGCCACAACCGAAAAUUCUAUAUUUAUUAUUCAUGUCUGGGCAGGAAGAAGGUAGAAAAGAUCCGGAUUAGUGAGAUGAAGAUUUCUCGGGCUGAUCCCAACAAAGCUGAUCCCAAAUCAGAAAGAGUCAUCUUGGAGAUAGAAGAACCAGCCUCCAAUCAUAAUGGCGGACAGCUUCUUUUUGGUGUGGACGGCUACCUGUACAUAUUCACUGGGGACGGAGGGCAGGCAGGGGAUCCCUUUGGCAAGUUCGGAAAUGCUCAGAACAAAAGUUCCCUGCUGGGGAAAGUGUUGAGGAUUGAUGUGAACAGGGCCGGCUCAGAGGGAAAGCGGUACCGAGUCCCUAGGGACAAUCCGUUUGUUGCUGAGCCAGGGGCCCACCCUGCUGUCUAUGCGUACGGGAUCCGAAACAUGUGGCGCUGUGCCGUGGACCGAGGGGACCCCAUCACGCACCAGGGCCGAGGCCGGAUGUUCUGUGGGGACGUGGGACAAAAUAGGUUCGAAGAAAUUGACAUCAUUGUGAAAGGCGGAAACUAUGGCUGGAGGGCAAAGGAAGGGUUCCAGUGUUACGACAGAAAACUUUGUCACAAUGCCUCUUUGAAUGACAUUCCGCCAAUCUACGCUUAUGGCCACGCAGUGGGGAAGUCAGUCACUGGGGGAUAUGUCUACCGUGGGUGUGAAUCCCCAAAUCUCAAUGGCCUCUACAUCUUUGGGGACUUCAUGAGUGGUCGACUUAUGGCUUUGCAGGAAGAUAAGAAAACCAAGAAAUGGAAGAAACGGGACAUUUGCCUGGGUGACACUGAAUCCUGUGCCUUCCCAGGACUGAUCAACACCUACAGCAAGUUUAUCAUCUCUUUUGCUGAAGAUGAAUCAGGGGAGCUCUAUUUCCUGGCCACCUCUUACCCGAGUGCCUACGUACCACAUGGAUCUGUCUACAAAUUUGUUGACCCGUCAAGGCGAGCCCCGCCAGGCAAGUGCAAGUACAAGGCAGUGCCGGUGAAAACCAGAAGUAAGCGGGUCCAGUUCAGGCCGCUCGCCAAGACAGUCCUGGACUUGCUCAAGGAGCAGUCGGAGAAAGCUGCUAGAAAAUUCUCCAAUGCAACUUCAGCGUCCAGGCCAGACCGGACCUCAUCCCAGAAAGGCCCCUCUGAGAAGCCAGCUUCUUCCACAAGGAGCAGCAGGAAGACAUUUCGAGGGCCUGGGGCAAAGAAGAGAGCCAGAGGGUGGUCCCCAGGCCCCCAGGGCAGGAGGAUGAGGUGGAAAACCCAGAGCAGCAGGGUCAGGACGUCAGCACCGCGGAGCCGAGCGGGCCGAGGUCUCCCUGAGCCUCUUCUGUCAGGGUGGCUGGUGGGGGGACGUGCCAGGGGGGAACCGCCUCGCCACUGAUCGUGGGCCUUAGAUGGACGGGAGCCGGAGGCGAGGGGGGUGCAGGCAGAGGGAACCUGCCUCAGGGCCGGUGCGGUGGUCCUCCCCACGGCAGUCUUCUCUGCAAAAGGACCAGAUCUUGCCUAGCCAGUGCAUCCUGCUCACUGUGUGCACUGGUCUGUAAGUCUGCUUGGAAUCCCCCCUGCUUGUCUUGUUUUAUAAGUGCCUGCAACCCAGAGUAAUAAAUCAACACUUGCUCGGA